Molecule: messenger RNA, 852 nt
Organism: Hyaloscypha bicolor E
Lineage: Eukaryota; Fungi; Ascomycota; Leotiomycetes; Helotiales; Hyaloscyphaceae
Exons: 1
Coding region: 1-852 (283 amino acids)
Source: RefSeq, a predicted model, not a curated record
AUGUCGAUGACCCAGCAUUCUAUCCUCCAGAUUACCCUGACCGGCCCAUCUCUCAUUUCAGCAAUACUUGCCAUCAUCAUCAGCAUCCAGGUUCUCCAACCAUCCCUGACUUGCACCUUACUGGCUUUGGCACCAUUGCCCUUCAUAAUCUACAAUGACUAUGAGAACUUCCUCAACCUCGGACCUGGAGGAACUCCGUCCACUUUCCUGGGCUACCUCAAAAUCGCAUACCUCCGUCUCUUUGCGCUGUCUGAUCCAUACACGCCAGCGACCUUCUCCGAAAAGAUAUAUCCUGUGACAGGCUACUACCAACGGGCUCAUACUUGGCUCCCGGAGCGGACUGGUCCACGACCCAAGAUAGCAGGAAUCGCGCCUCAACGGCAACUGGAUCAACCGGGGUGUGCCCAGAUGUACAAAAUGCUGCGUACGAGUCUGGAGAAUCUCGUGGUCAGGCACCCAAACUCCUUCCGUGUUGGCACUUCAUGUUUCGAGAAGAAGGGGCUCGCCCUUUUUGCCCGUGAUCCGAUCAAUCCCACCUGUCGUGGUGAGAUCUGCCACGUUCACCAUAGCGAUCGAAGCAUGCAUAUGAACCUGCACCCAGAUGACGCCAAGGUCGUGCUGGAGAAGGGCUGGGGUGAGAGACAUCCUCUUGCAAGGGGCGGUUGGAUGAAACAAUAUGUCCCUCGCGAGUUCAUCAUGGUCUACGCUCCCCGAGAUCGAACUGAACUGGACGUUGUCUGUCGGAUCAUCGAAGCAGCUGGUUUCUGGGUGUCUGGCGAGCAAUUUGAAGUGAAGGCUGAGAAGGAUUCUCUUUUAGAAAGAGAUACCGGAUCUUACGCGACUGAGCAUUAG